AUGGCAGCCAUUCCAUCCGGCGGUUCCCUCGUCGCCACUCACGAUUACUACAGAAGGCGCAUCGGGUCCACCUCCAGCAGCAGCUCAUGUAGCAGCGCGGAAUACUCAGGAGAGGUCAUACCGCACCACCCUGGACUUCCCAGGCAAGACUCGGGCCACUGGUGGACCUCCUUUUUCUUUGCAAAACCCACACCCGAAAGCCAAAAAAACGGGAUCUACACAGUGGGCAAUGGUCAGGUGACCUGCGUGGCCAGGGAAAUGCUGCUCAAGCGCCAAGUGAGCGAGAGCAGCGACACGGUUAAGCCAGACGCCCCCGCUCCCCCCCAGCCGCCCGCCACCUCUUCCUAA
Nerophis lumbriciformis (worm pipefish) is the source of this 348-nucleotide messenger RNA. The record is from RefSeq and is a predicted model, not a curated record. Lineage: Eukaryota; Metazoa; Chordata; Actinopteri; Syngnathiformes; Syngnathidae.